GGGCUUGGCUCCUUCCCCAGGACGGUUAUAUAACCCCGGGACCUCCCAGACGCAACUCAGAAGCCGUCGAAAAAGCGCUCGCCAUGGGAGACCCGGUCCUGGGCUGGGCGCUGGGAACCUGGGCGCUGCUCCUGCUGCUCCUGGCCCUGGGGCUGCUUUAUGGGACCUGGACAUUUAAUUUCUUUAAGAAGUUGGGAAUUCCUGGGCCAAGGCCGCUGCCUUUUAUCGGAACUUUCCAUGAAUAUUGGCACGGUAUUCUGCAGUUUGACCAGAUAUGCUUUGAGAGAUACGGCAAACUCUGGGGACUGUUUGAUGGCCGGCAACCUGUGAUGGCCAUUCUGGAUCCCGCCCUCAUUAAAACCAUCCUGGUCAAAGAAUUCUAUACUUAUUUCACCAAUCGCCGGGACUUUGGUCUAAAUGGAAAUCUGGACACAGCCUUAACCAUCGUUGUUGAUGAAAAGUGGAAGAGGAUUCGUAGUGCCUUGUCUCCCACUUUCACCAGUGGGAGGCUGAAGGAGAUGCUGCCCAUCAUCAACCAUUAUAAUGAAAUCUUGGUGAAGAACCUUCAGAAGAAAGUGGAGAAUGAUGAAGUGAUAGCACCACGCUAUGCUUCUCCUUCUUCCCUCCAGGAUGUGGUAACCAGCACUUCAUUCGGUGUCGAUAUUGACUCCCUUAACAAUCCCAACGAUCCUAUUGUUGUGAACAUGAAGAAGUUCCUCAAAAUUAGCUUCUUCAAUCCUGUUUUAAUUUUCGCUGUUCUUUUCCCAUUCCUUAUUCCACUGCUGAACCAGCUCAACCUGAGUAUAUUCCCCAAGUCUCCGGUAGACUUCUUCUUUGAUGUCUUCAAAAAAAUCAAAGCAGAUCGACAAAAGAAGAAUCACACGAACCGGGUUGAUUUUCUUCAGCUCAUGAUGGACUCUCAAGCUGCAGCCAACACCUCUGGGGAGGCAAAUUCAGAGAAAGCUUUAACAGACAAAGAGAUUUUGGCCCAGUCAAUUAUUUUUAUUUUUGGUGGCUAUGAGACCAUGGGAUCCUCCCUCAGCUUCACGUCUUAUUGUCUGGCCAUGCACCCCGAUGUUCAAGAGAAAUUGUACCAAGAGAUCAAUGAAACUUUUCCCAAUCAGGACCCUCCCACUUAUGAGGCUGUCCAACAAAUGGAAUAUCUAGAUAUGGUGGUGAAUGAAACACUUCGUCUUUACCCUCCUGGGUCACGACUUGAGAGAAUUUGCAAAAAGACAGUGGAAAUCCAUGGAGUGACCAUCCCAGAAGGGACCGUGGUUAUGAUUCCUGCUUAUGUCCUACAUCGGGUCCCGGAAUAUUGGCCUGAGCCCGAGGAGUUCAGACCUGAGAGGUUUAGUAAAGAGAACAAAGAGAGCCGAGACCCGUAUGUCUUCCUCCCUUUCGGAGCGGGUCCCAGGAACUGCAUCGCUAUGCGUUUCGCCCUCCUGGUGCUGAAAAUGGGUCUGGUGGUUGCACUGCAAAGAUUUCGCUUCCAAACCUGCAAAGAGACACCGAUCCCCUUGGAACUGGACAUCAAAGGGUUUAUGCAACCAAAGAAACCCAUCAAGUUGAAGUUGGUGCCCAGAACUGUUGUGGAACAUGAGGAAUAGAAGAUCUGCAAAGAGGUCACAAAAAGAUUUCACAAUAAAAACAUGCUAGCAUCCGGCCUAAACACAGUUUUUGAAUGAUACAAUCAUUGCAAACUCUACCAGGGAAAAUCCCUGAGGUUUUCAGCAGCUUUAAUCUCACCAGGAAACGUCGGAUAUUAAACUAGGGACCUUCUAUAUAUCAAGUGGAUGUUCUCCACCAAGCCAUUUCUCAAGACCUGGAAUAAUGCUCACCAUAAAAGAUGACCUCAUGCCAUUA
Messenger RNA from Protobothrops mucrosquamatus (brown spotted pit viper), 1866 nucleotides. RefSeq names its product cytochrome P450 3A29. Bases 84 to 1610 code for a protein of 508 amino acids. Gene Ontology annotation, biological process: steroid metabolic process; oxidative demethylation. Gene Ontology annotation, molecular function: oxidoreductase activity, acting on paired donors, with incorporation or reduction of molecular oxygen; iron ion binding; heme binding. Lineage: Eukaryota; Metazoa; Chordata; Lepidosauria; Squamata; Viperidae. The record is from RefSeq and is a predicted model, not a curated record. The transcript is spliced from 13 exons.